AUGUUCUUGACAAGCACCUUCCUUCUCCUGAAACCUCCCGUUGCCUCAAGUCUCAUCUUCACAUCAAUCGUCGCUUUUCUCCUCGCGGGAGACGUCUUGUUCAAGGCCCUCUUAUACAUAGGAGUUGACCCUCAAUCUGAACACGAAACGGCACCGAAAUUUCUCAAAGUUUUCAUUAUCCAUGGAAGAAAGUUUGGCGGUCACCUCAUGGAUCUUGUUCGUCAUCUGCUGGGGAUACAACAUGUCUUGCUUGACUGCAUUGGACGUCUCGGCCGUACCCUGUGUGGAUUAGAAGAUGAGCUCGAGAUUGAUACAGACUUGGAAUCGCAGACAGAUGUCAAUACCCCACCAUCGUAUGAUCGUAUCGGAGCAAAGUGGUAG
Molecule: messenger RNA, 381 nt
Organism: Laccaria bicolor S238N-H82
Lineage: Eukaryota; Fungi; Basidiomycota; Agaricomycetes; Agaricales; Hydnangiaceae
Exons: 3
Coding region: 1-381 (126 amino acids)
Source: RefSeq, a predicted model, not a curated record